ACCAAACAACCCGAAAAAUAAUUAGAGACUCGUGAAACGAAGGAAAUCAAAAUCCGAAUUUCGAACCAGAAAAACAAAAGAAAAAGAAAACAAGGGGAAAAUGGAAGCAGCGAUGGGACUGAUGCGUCGGAUGCCUCCCAAGCACACUGAGACGGCUCUCUCCGCCCUUCUCUCCCUUCUCCCCCAGCACUCCUCCGAUCUCCUCUCUCAAGUCGAUCAGCCUCUCCAGGUUUUGUGCGAUAUGGAAUACGGGAAGGAGUUCAUUUUGUGUGAAUAUAACAGAGAUGCAGACUCUUACAGAUCACCUUGGUCAAACAAAUAUCAUCCGCUGCUAGAAGACGGCAGCCUCCCAUCUUUAGGGUUGAGGAAACUUGAAGUUGAAGCAAACGACAUCUUUGCCGUAUAUCGUGACCAGUGAGGUCCUUUACUUACCUCGUUCUUCUGUUAUUCUUUGCAUUGGUUUUGGUUGAACAGUAUAAAACACUUCCAAAAUGGUUUUGGUUCUGAUAAUAGACUGAUUACGCAUCCUUCGCAGAAUCAAACUGGCAUAAUUCUAGAUUUUCGAUGAGUGAAUGACUGAAAGAAAAAUUUUGUAUUUUGGUGAAUUUGGUUGAAUGAACUUGGGAUUUGAUUUGAA
Pyrus x bretschneideri (Chinese white pear) is the source of this 637-nucleotide messenger RNA. RefSeq names its product probable F-actin-capping protein subunit beta. The transcript is spliced from 3 exons. NCBI's taxonomy places the organism in Eukaryota, Viridiplantae, Streptophyta, Magnoliopsida, Rosales, Rosaceae. Gene Ontology annotation, biological process: actin cytoskeleton organization; cell morphogenesis; barbed-end actin filament capping. Gene Ontology annotation, molecular function: actin filament binding. Gene Ontology annotation, cellular component: cytoplasm; F-actin capping protein complex. The coding region runs from base 101 to 418 and encodes 105 amino acids. The record is from RefSeq and is a predicted model, not a curated record.